CGCCCGGGGUUGUGCAUGUUCAUGGUAAUGGGAAGGUGUUGUGUGAAAGCGAAAGAAUGCAUCGUGAUCCUCGAUAGCUGAACAGAGCAACCCUGCGUUGACGAGACCGCGGCCGAGCUCGUUGGAGUGGCAACAAAAAGGUCUAGACCCUCAAUUUCCUAAAGCAGAAUCCUUUGGCCAAUCAACGACUCUCUUGGACAAUUCUUGGGGGCAACGAAUCAUGUUGCAGCAGCCCAAGCAAGCUUAACUCCGCUUACAAAAAUCUAGAAAAAAUUUGUACAGCCGAGGUUAUGCUACAGGGGAGUUGGGUGACCAGCACCGCCAGUAACCUGGCACAGAAGGACGGUCGGAUUCGGCGAUAGGAACACCGAUCAUAGUGAUUCAAAGCGAACAAACGGGCUGUAUCAUUCCAAGUACGAGGUCUUGAUGACGGUACAUGAACAGAUCGGGACGGGUGCCGCUGGGGCAGCUGCUAUCGAGCGCUUGAUCUGCGAGUGACCUCUGUGACUUGACGCGUUGAACGUGACGUUUACGAUACCACCUACAAAUGAACUGGAACCCUGUACACUGCAUGCUUCUGCUUCUAAUGUCUCCUGAAAUCGAGAUUCAUCCCUCUCCAUGAAGUCGCGGUCCCGUCGUGACACGAUGUCCACAGCCAUUCAAUUCGAGUCAAUCCCACCAGAACCCUCCCUCGAGCACCCAAAAUCAUGUUUGUCGCCCGUAACACGAUGCUUGUCGCGCUAUAAAUGCUGUGGUGGUGCUUCCAGUUCUGAUAUCGUCUCUCUGAGUCGAAGACCACCACCAUGCGCCGUUUCUCAACCCUCAUCAAAUCUCCCUCUGCGGGCCCUUCGUCGGUAACUGUUUACGACGAUGUGGAGACCGAAUCGAAGACGUCCACCAUCGUGAGGGACGAGCCGCUGCCCCCGGCGUCGAUGAAGAUUAAGCGACUGGACUACUUCUACUCGAGCUGGUCGAAACAGUGGAAGUACAAGAACAUGAACUCACGAGUGACGGUCGAAACGCUCCCGAUUCUGGGCGGAGGGAGCAACGAUCCGUGGAAGGACUACAGCUUUGUCGUUGUGAGGACGAUCCCUCAGCAAGAGAACCAGAAACCGACCUUCAAGAUCGUUAUCAAAAGCGCGUAUCUUGCGAAAGCGCUGCGAGAUGUCAUUCAAACUUGGCCUGGUGUCUCUUGGAACGCCGAUCCUCUUGAGCUCGAGCCGGAGAUCUUCCUGACCUGGCUAUCCAGCCUCACGGCCUAUCGGGACAAGCUGUCCGCCACGAAGAGCUUGACUGAACAAGACUCGCAUGUCCUCUCCUCCGUCAACCUGCUUCUGUCGUUCCUCGCUCAGGACUACCGCACCACAAUCAGCACAAUCACGCGGCUGACUGCUCACGGCGAGAUUACCUGGGAUCUGCUGUACGCGAUUCUCGUGCCGCGGACACUCAUUGUUGGGCGGUGUGCUGUGACUGGGCACGAGCGGCUGUUCGUGCUCCAGAGCUUCCAGCGCACCGCGGUCGAAGGGGUGGCCGUCUUCCAGCUCUCGCUUGAGGCCGUCGACCUCGUCGACCGUCCUGCGACCCAGACGGUGGGCGUCGGGCGCGUCACCGCUGUCGCGCUGAUCCCGUUCUUCAAAGGCGCGAUGCGGAUCGACCAGCUGGAUGCGUUCCCGGUCCAGUUCCAUCCGAACGAGGCCCAGCUGCGCCAGCGGAUCGUCCAGCGCGGGAAGCGGUGGCUCGAGAUGGCGGGCAUCCAGCACAUGCAAUACGACGGGAUCGCCGCGUUCAGGAUGGGCCCCAAACUCGUGCGUCACGCUGUGCGUGGGCGGGUCAUGGUCGACCGCGAGACGUUCGCCAAGCUGAAUCCGAACUACUCGUUCCCGACUCCCGUCGAGCCAAAAUCGGAUGACGAUCGGAUAGUGGUUCCUGUUGAUAUAUAUGGCAACCCGCUGGUGCAGCCGCCACAGCAAGGACUACACGGAGAUGGCGCGCUUAUGCAUGCCCAGACGACGGAGAGCCUCGAGCUUUCGGAAGAGGAACUGUUGUUGACACCGACCGUGGUGUAUGGCUUUUCGCUCAAUGACAAGAUGUGGUUGGAAUUUGACAUCACCAAGGUGUCUGCGGUUCAGUGGAACUCAGAUGCAUUCGCGAACCUGGUCCUUCCCACCGACCGCAAGACUCUGCUCCAGUCUCUGGUCGAGGCCCACCACGACGAGGCCGGCUUCGACGAUUUUGUCAAAGGCAAGGGAGCAGGUCUCGUGGUGAACCUAUUCGGGCCUCCGGGUGUCGGCAAAACAUUUUCUGCAGAAGCUACGAGCGAACAUGUCAAACGCCCUCUUUACGUUAUCGGCGGAGGAGAUCUGGGCACGACGGCUUCCGCACUGGACCAUGCGCUGGAGAACGUGUUCAACGUCGCGACUGCCUGGAAAGCCAUCGUGCUGAUCGACGAGGCGGAUGUCUUCCUCGAACGGCGCUCGUUGCAUGAUCUGGAGCGCAACGCCAUGGUCGCUGUCUUUCUGCGCCAUGUCGAGUACUACCGAGGAAUCCUCUUCUUGACGACGAAUCGGGUGCAGGCUUUCGACGAGGCCUUCUUGUCACGAAUCCAUGUGGCCCUCCACUUCGGUCCUUUGAGCAAGUCGUCGCGAGCCGAGGUCUGGCGGGCAUUCAUCGCUCGAUCUGGUGCGGUCGGCAUCACGGACGACAAUGUCGACCGACUGGCCAAACGCGAGAUCAACGGACGUCAGAUCAAGAAUGCCGUAAGAACGGCGUGUUCGCUCGCCCGUGCCAGGAAACAAGAUGUUGGCUUCAGCCACUUUGUCGAAACGCUGGAUGCCAUGGACGAGUUUACGCAGCAGUUCGAGAGCAUGAAGACCAUCGGAGCCUGA
Molecule: messenger RNA, 2885 nt
Organism: Mycena citricolor
Lineage: Eukaryota; Fungi; Basidiomycota; Agaricomycetes; Agaricales; Mycenaceae
Source: the annotation of a GenBank genome assembly